UACACGUUGCCAACUUGACUACUUUAAAAUAUUUUCUCUUUAAAUUCUUUUACUUUUCUCUUCAUUUAAAUAUAAACCACAAAAUUAAACCUUAUAUUAGCUGCUUUACCAUCACUAAAACAAAUAUUUAUGAGAUAUUUAGCUAAGCCAUUAAAAAAAGCCAUAAUAGAGAGAAUUGCGACUGAUUUUGAUCUCCUUGUUCUUUUUUUAAAGGCUUUUGUUUGUAAUUAAGAAAUGUUUUUGUAAACCCUUCACAAUUCGUUGUGAAAUGACUUCGGACAUGCCAACUUAUCUCCCAGCACCACCUCAAGAUCCUAAUGCUGCCGACCAGUGCAGACUAUGGAUUGGUAACCUUGACCCUCGUGUUACAGAAUUUGCUUUACUUAAAAUCCUUCAGAAAUUUGGUAAUCUUUUGAAAUUUGAUUUGAUGUACCACAAGUCAGGACCAGACCAGGGUAAACACAGAGGAUAUUGUUUUGCUACUUAUGAAAAUAAAGAGGAAGCAAGUUAUGCCUGCCAAUGUCUUGAUGGGAAACUUCUUUUGUCAAAAAACUUAUCCGUCAAAUUGGCACAUUCAGAUAAAGAUCAAAACAUUGGUUUACCAUUAACGGUAAAAGUCUUGAAAGAAGAUGCCAAAUUAAGCAAUAUAGACAGCAAUUCAGGACUAAGCCGAGAAAGUAAGAUCCGAGCAAUUGAAGCAAAACUUCGAGCCAUGGAAGAAACUCAGAAGGAUUUCACUUACUCCCUGGCCCCUGCAGCAGCACCAGGGACCAGUAAAUGGUGCUCAUCUCAAAUGGCAACCACUCGAAAACCACAAAAUACUAAACCUUACAGACGAACUUUUUCUAAAAGAUGAGGAACUUUUUUUUUCUUUUUUAAAGAAAGGAAGAAACAUUAAAAAAAGACAAGCAAAAGCAUCAAAGACCAUUUUUCUGAAAAAAAAAAUUAAUAAAUAAAUAAAAUGAUGGAACAUUUUUCUAAAAUAAAAAUGGUCAUUUUCUGAAUGGUCCAUUCAAAGCGACCAAUGUCAACACUGCAAUGACAAUAAAUUUAAUUCCUGUAAAAGAACGGAAGCAAAUCUUGUCCAUUUCUGCAGAUAUUUCUGUAUUAUUUUUUGUCCAAGUUUCAACAAUUUCAGGUAACUUCAUGUAAUAUAGUUUUUAGUUUGUAGUUGAUUAAUUAGUGCAAAUGAAGAAUGAUGAGUGUAAUUUGAGGAUACUGGAGACAGAAAUUCUGUCAUCAUCAUGGAUCAAUUGAAAAAAAAAUCUUCAGAAAGAGAGUAAGUUGAUAAAAGGAAAAAAAAACGACUUUCAACUGAGAGCCAUUGUCCACUGGAAAAAUUCUGUUGAUGACAUCUAAACAUAUUCUUCUCUAGAAUACACUUUAUUUAACUUUAACAUAAAACAGGAUUUUUAUAAAACUUGUGAACAGUUUGAAAGAUGAUCAUAGUUGGACUGAAUCUUGAUACAAUAAUGCAAAAAAAAAA
Molecule: messenger RNA, 1486 nt
Organism: Octopus sinensis (East Asian common octopus)
Lineage: Eukaryota; Metazoa; Mollusca; Cephalopoda; Octopoda; Octopodidae
Product: probable RNA-binding protein 18
Exons: 6
Coding region: 269-856 (195 amino acids)
Molecular function (GO): RNA binding
Source: RefSeq, a predicted model, not a curated record